ACGGGGCGCGUGCGCCGUCCUGUGGCGCCGCGGUUGGGCCGGCAAGGAGGCCAUGGCAGCCACUUUCUUCGGGGAGGUGGUGAAGGCACCGUGCCGAGCCGGGACGGAGGAGGAGGAGGAGGACGAAGAGGAGAGGAGGGAGACUCCCGAGGACAGGGAGGCGCGGCGGCAGCUGGCGCGGAAGAGGGAGGUGCGGCUCUUUCGAAGACAGACAAAAACAUCUCUGGAAGUUGCUCUGCUAGAAAAAUAUCCUUGCUCCAAGUUUAUAAUUGCUAUAGGAAACAAUGCAGUAGCAUUUUUGUCAUCGUUUGUCAUGAAUUCAGGGGUCUGGGAAGAAGUUGGUUGUGCUAAGCUCUGGAAUGAAUGGUGUAGAACAACGGACACCACUCAUCUGUCCCCCGCAGAGGCGUUUUGUGUGUUUUAUCAUCUAAAAUCAAAUCCCUCGAGAACACAGUGUCCUGAGCAACUUGGGAGACAAGUCAGGCAGAUGAGGUGUCAAGCAGGUGAGGUUUUCCUCUGUCAGUGCACUUGCUACGUUGCUGAAGAUCAGCAGUAUCAGUGGCUGGAAAAGGUUUUUGGCUCUUGUCCAAGGAAGAACAUGCAAGUAACUAUUCUCACAUGUCGACAUGUUACCGACUAUAAAACUUCAGAAUCCACUAGCAGCCUUCAUUCUCCUUUCCUGAAAGCCCUGAAAACACAGAAUUUCAAAGAGCCUCCGUGCUGUUCGCUGCUAGAACAGCCGAAUAUCGCGCACGACCUUCCUGCAGCAGUUCUCAGUUACUGUCAGGUGUGGGGAAUCCCCGCAGUGCUGUACUUGUGUUACACCGACGUGAUGAAGUUGGACCUAGUUACGGUUGAAGCGUUUAAGCCUAUACUUUCUUCCAGAAGCUGGAAAGGUUUGGUUAAGAAUAUCCCCCAGAGCACAGAGAUACUGAAGAGAUUGAUGACAACGAAUGAGAUUCAGAGUAACAUUUACACAUGAUUCCAGAAAUGGUUUUGUGAAGUGUGUUACCCGUCCGUUCCUUUAAGGGGAGGAGCUGCCCUGUUUUGUAGGGUGCUUUUUUCCAAAGGGGUGUUCUGAGGGUGUUAAGAAGAGAAUAAACUUACUUUGAAUUCA
This is a messenger RNA of Equus quagga, 1117 nucleotides long. RefSeq names its product proteasome assembly chaperone 1. Gene Ontology annotation, molecular function: proteasome binding. NCBI's taxonomy places the organism in Eukaryota, Metazoa, Chordata, Mammalia, Perissodactyla, Equidae. Gene Ontology annotation, biological process: proteasome core complex assembly. Gene Ontology annotation, cellular component: endoplasmic reticulum. The record is from RefSeq and is a predicted model, not a curated record. The transcript has 8 exons. The coding region runs from base 53 to 982 and encodes 309 amino acids.